AAUAGAAACAUCUUUAACACUGAAAAGGGAACACAUCUGAAAAAGAUUGACAUGUCAUUAAUGCCAGGAUUCAGGAUGCCACCGGGUGGUGCCAUGGACAUCUUGUUUUCAUUUGACACCACUGGGUCAAUGUCAUACAUAUUAGAAGAGGUCAAAGGUCGGUUAAGUGAAAUGAUACAGAGACUUCAGGCGGAUAUCCCGGGCAUUAGAAUAGGAGUGAUAGCUCAUGGGGACUAUUGUGACGAAGAGGUCUUUUACUUGGAAAAGCACAUCGACUUUACACAGAAUGUGGCUGAACUGAGUCAGUUCGUGGGCGAGGUUGAAGGAACGGGGGGUGGAGACCAGGACGAGUGUUACGAACUCAUUCUUAGAAAAGCGAAUGAAGAGUUCACAUGGGCACCGGUGUCGAACAAAGUUCUGGUCAUGAUAGGAGACGCAAACCCUCAUGAACCCGAUUACAAACUGAACGUGGAUAGAAUCAACUGGAGAGAUGAAGUGUCACUCCUUGCAAAGCAAGGAAUAAAAAUCUACGCUGUCCAAGCCAUGAAUAACGAUGGAGUGGAGGAUUUCUACAGAACCAUGGCUGAAGAAACUGGAGGUCACUACUUAAGACUGGCAAACUUUUCAAAUAUCUGUGACUUCAUCAUGGCCAUUUGUUACCGAGAAAGAGAUAAUGACUUAUUAAUGAAUUACGAAGCUGAGGUCGCUGCUCGCCAAGGACCAUCGGGUCUCCAUCAAGAUUUAAACAAAAUGUUUGCCACCCUCCGCCGCGAAGACUCCAAUCGGAGUUGCAAGAGUGGGACAUCCAAGCUGGACCAUGCAGCGUCAAUGCCAUCUCGCUCCAGCUCGUUCAGCAGCGACGGAAGUAGCAAUAUCAUGUCAGGUCCAAGAAGUGCAACACCCGAGAUUCCGGCACUUCACUCACCGCUGCCAAUGACACCUGUAAAUAGCUUUUUACCUUCACCUGUCAGUCAUAGGAAAAUUACAAAACCAAGAAAGCUUCGACAAACUCCUAAAAAGAAAUCAAAAAUGAACGCAUUUCCACGUGAAAACGAACCAGGAACAAAAUUCAACCUAAGGAAACUAAAAUGGACACCGUGGAAACUGGCAUACAGUCCAGAAAAACCUGACGACACACGUAAAUGGCGCAAAAUGUACCGAAUGAAUGGAUACAGCAGAAAAACGCUGUUCCCGUGUUCUUCAGAUCUGAAAGUAUACGAAGUGUCCGUGCAAACUCAUCCAAGAGGCAAACUUCAUGUGAUGUACGGAACAGUGACAGCUGCAGAUCUGAAUGACUCCAAGUGGUGUCACCACCUGUUUCCGGGAGGUAGGAGGCGACACUACAUUCACUGCAGACAAAUCAAGCGAGUCCUUAGUCAAGGAUGUCGAGUGUUUGUUCGUAAAGCUGACAUCAAGAAGAGACAGAUAAAACAGGUGGACAAUUUGAACAAAUACAGCUACGCCUGGACAAGAUCCAUCUCUGGAGCUAGAACGCCAGAGAGGACGGUAGUGAAAGAUGACAAAAUAUUAUCGGGGAUGGAUUAUAGUUAAUUGUUUACCAUGCAGAUUUACUGUCAACAGAGCAGCAAUGAGAAUAUUUUCGACUUCUAAAUAUUAUAGUGCAUUACGUUAAGGAAUGAAAAUUUCCAUAAAUUCAUGUUGUAGAUACACACAGUCAUUCAUUUGUUAUUUUGGUAUGCAUGUAUUGUUGAAAUAAAAACUAAUAUUUGAAUUGUUUUUGUUCUGUUUACUAUUUGUUUCGAUAUACCAGCGAAGGGAAUAUUUUAGUCUUUUGAAAAUUACACUGCAUAUGUCUACACAUGAAAAUUACACUGCAUUAUGUCUACAAAUGAAAAUUCCCUUAUUAUGUUGUGAUUAUGCAUAGUUAUCAUUUGUUUUAAUUGUAUUCAAAACUUGCUGAAAUAAAAAAAUAUUUGUUUGUGUUUCCUUAUCUACCUUAGGAUUGUAGACUGACGAUCAAUAGCUUUUCCACGAUACGAGUUACUGCUCUUUUGAUUCUGAAAUCAGUU
Messenger RNA from Magallana angulata, 2030 nucleotides. RefSeq lists its product as uncharacterized. The coding region runs from base 52 to 1551 and encodes 499 amino acids. The record is from RefSeq and is a predicted model, not a curated record. The transcript is spliced from 5 exons. Lineage: Eukaryota; Metazoa; Mollusca; Bivalvia; Ostreida; Ostreidae.